AUGUCGCACUUCAUUCACACCCUCCGCAAGCAGUAUUUCCAACUAGUCGACGUCCCGAAAUUAUCCAUCCCUCCCAACAAUGUCCUGAUCCAACCCGCCGUACAAGAAGCCUUGUACGAGCAAAUGUUCAACGAAGCCCUCACCCCACUACCACCACCAACCUACCGAUCCCGAGUCCUAAAGCUUCUCCUCACACGCAUGGAAGAUGGAAUCCUUAACCCAGAAGAAGACGAAAUCCUCGACCCAUUAAUGGAAUCAUGGGCAAACCUCCUAACAACACCCAAACCAAGCCCCCUAGACACAGUCCAACAAGUCUCCCAAAUAAAAUACACCGCCCCAACACUCGCUACAAGCUCCAACAGCACCAGCGAACGAACAGUAACAAUCUCCGAAUCCCGCGGCGUCCUCCUCUCAGCCGGAACAACGGGAAACAGAACCUGGGAGCCGGCACUACAUUUAGGAUCAUUCCUCGCAACGCCCGCAGGCGAGUCUCUCGUCCGCGGCAAACGGACCAUUGAACUCGGCGCCGGCACGGGCUUUCUCUCGCUAUUCUGCGCGAAACAUCUUGGUGCCAAGGCUGUUGUUGCGACGGAUCGGGAGCCGUUUUUGAUUGAUAAUAUGCGUGCUUGUGUGCGCGUUAAUGCCAGAGAGAAUGAGAAUGGGUGGGGGGAUGGGGAUGGCGGUGGGGGUGGAGAUAAGAGUAGUAUUCCAAUGUAUCCAGCUCUCUGGGACUGGGGUACGAAAUUAAAGACUACAGAGGGAAAGGGAGAGCAUCAGGGACAAGAGCAGGACUCUGUCUCUGAUAGUUUUGAUAUUGCGCUCGGAGCGGAUUUGAUCUACGACGCAGACAUAAUCCCACCCCUCAUAUCGACAGUCCGUGAUCUCUUCGAGAACUACCACAUCGAGCAAUUUAUCAUGGCUGCGAUGCUGAGGAAUGAGAAGACGUUCAAGACGUUCUUGGAUACUUGCGAAACGAAUUCUUUUUCUGUUGAGACGCUGCCGUUUCAAUCUGCGGUUGAAGAGGAGCAGACGGGGUUCUUUCAUUCGACUAGUAUUCCGAUUCAUACGUAUCGGAUUGUGCCUUGUCGAUGA
This is a messenger RNA of Penicillium manginii, 1092 nucleotides long. RefSeq names its product protein-lysine N-methyltransferase. The record is from RefSeq and is a predicted model, not a curated record. Bases 1 to 1092 code for a protein of 363 amino acids. Lineage: Eukaryota; Fungi; Ascomycota; Eurotiomycetes; Eurotiales; Aspergillaceae. The transcript is spliced from 4 exons.